Messenger RNA from Zymoseptoria tritici IPO323, 906 nucleotides. RefSeq lists its product as uncharacterized. The transcript has a single exon. Bases 1 to 906 code for a protein of 301 amino acids. The record is from RefSeq and is a predicted model, not a curated record. Lineage: Eukaryota; Fungi; Ascomycota; Dothideomycetes; Mycosphaerellales; Mycosphaerellaceae.
AUGGCCCCCAUCCGCCGCUACCUCCGCAUCACCAAAUUCUCCGUCCUCGAAGUCCGCAUCUACCUCCACAAACCCUCCGACGCGGGCUGGCUGCUCUCGUCUCGAGAUAAUGUGUUGCAGCGAAUCAUCGCGGAAGUGAGACCGAAGGUGUUGCCGAAAUUGAGAGAGGAGAAUGAGAACGCUAAGGGCAGGAAGGGAGGGGUGAGGAAGAAGAAGAAGGGGGGGAUUAAAGAUGUUGCUUCGCAGGAGGACUUUGAGGUGGCGAUUUUCUUGAAGGAGACGGCGACGAGGCAUUCGUUGUUGACGAAGCAGAAGAUUUUGGGAGAGGGGAAGCCGAGGUUGCAGUCUACUGGGAGUAAACUCACGGGAGGGCUGAAUGAUGCUGCGAAUCCGAUACAUGUCACCGACGAGCCGACUGCGGAUAUACGGCGGGAAGAAGAGGAUGAGGAUGUGGUGGAGUUGUAUAAGAUACCUGAAGUUGGAGGGAAGAGGAAGGCGGAUGCAGAAGAGGAUGGAGGUGCACAGGACAACGCAGAUGAGGACGAGGACGGACUAUUCGUGAGCUCGAGCGACGAGGACUUCUUCGCGACACAACGCGCCAAACCACCGACCAAAAAGCGAAGAAAACGUAACACAGACGCAGACGAGGAUAAGAACGAAGAGAAUGACGAGGCAAUCCCAGUGGACGAAGAAGAGCAAGACGACAAGAAGAAACUGAUGAUGGACACGACGUAUGAUGGCUUCAGUAUCUACGGCAGGAUUCUAUGUUUGAUUGUUACGAGGAAGGGAAAAAGGGAUAAGGGACCACAAGGGACGGGCACGGUGGGCGGAGGGAGCCAGAUGAUGGAGCAGUGGGUUAGUACGCAGGUUGCAGGGGAGAUGGGGAUUGAGGAUGAGGAGGGUUGA